CUAAAAAAUGGAAACAUUGGCAUAAGACCUUUACUAACUUUAUCACAGAGUGUGGUUCAAAAGCUCCAGAUAAGUAUCGUAUCACCUAACGUGUAUGAAUAUAUUGAAGACUGUACUGAUUAUAAUUCAGCGCUCGAAGUAUUAAAUCAGUUGUUUAUUAAAAAGACGAAUGAAAUAUUUGCUCAAGAUCAGGAUUUACUCGCUACUAGACGGCAAAAGCCAGGUGAAACACUCGUAGAAUUUAUUCAGGAACUUCGGAGACUAAGGCUGGGAUUACACUACCGGAUUGAUUUUCAUACCGGAUCAAUUUUCACACCGAAGCCAAAAUCAAGGGUGUUUACACUAUGCCGCUUCGCUCUGUUGCCAGCUCGUAUCUUUUAUCGUUGCCACGGAAACAAAUAAUAAGUUUUGCCCAUUUUGGACGUUUUCUCGACAGUACUUGUGAAUUCUAACUUUGUUUACAAAGCUUGACCACCCGACGUUGCUUUGUCUCGCUCUUAUCGAAAAUUGACGAGUAUUUCAUUAAAUUUUGCCCUUUUGAAAGCAAGAAGUCAAUGUUAUUCCCGCUAUCUUUAUUUGUCUUCGCUAGAAAUAAUAAAUAAUUGUAAAGCGAAGCAAACAACAGCUAUAAAAUAUUUAAAAGCGAGUAAAUAAAACGACAGUGUUAAAAUAUACUUGCCGAAACCUAUUUAUAGUACCGGAGCGUACCGGAUUGCCUGAUUACACUUGGUUUUAUCCGGUACAGCACGUAUCAGAUUACUUUUCAUAUCACCUCCAAAGCGAAGUGAUUUUCGCGCCGCGGCACGUACCGGAUUACAGUGGCGUAGUGUAAACAAGAGGCCAAUCCGGUACAGAAAUCGCGUCGCUUCGAUGCAAUCCGGUAUAGUGUAAUCGGGGCCUAAGUAAGGAUUGUAAUCUAAAAAGUGUUACUGCUGAACAGUAUCGGGAGGAACUAAUUCGAGACUCUUUUAUUAAUGGUCUACUUUCCCCAUUAAUUCGUCAACGUCUUCUAGAGAACAGUACAUUAGAUUUGAAAUCUGCUUUUGACCAAGCUAAUGCUUUAGAUUUAGCACAGAAGAACGCAGAAACGUAUACUAUACCCACCAUUCCCACAGCUACAGCGGCAGCUGUUUCAGUAACAGAACAGACCUCGAAAGCUGCUGCCUCUGAUGACGAUGCCCCUCUUGCCGGAACAUUUACAUCAAAGAAAUGCUAUUUCUGUGGUAAUUCUAUCCAUAAUAGAAGAAAUUGCCCUGCCCGAAAUUGUGUGUGUGAUAGCUGUGGCAAAAGGGGACAUUAUGCAAACGUUUGCAGGUCAAAGGCCCCUACGGUUGCUUCAAUAUUUUCGCCCUCACUUUGUGCAAUCGUGGCUUCCUGUCCAGAGUCUUUGAAGCAAGCAUCUGUAAUGGUCUCUGUUGGAAACAAACCGUUGACUGCACUUGUUGAUUCUGGAAGUUCUGACAGCUAUAUAAGUGAGAGCGUGGCCAAACACCUUGAUCUUCAUUUUCAUCCAUUAACACAAGAUGUAUCUAUUGGCCCUGAGUUCCCUCAAGUCACAUGUUGUUGGUCACUGCUAUGUAGAUAUUGCUCUGAAUGAACAUGUGUAUCCAUCCUGUCGUCUGGGAAUACUUAAAGUACUUUGUAGCGAUAUAAUCCUAGGUCAGGAUUUCCAAAAAGAGCACAAGAGUGUUAUUAUCGAAUAUGGUGGUUCUAAACCAGAGCUGAUGAUUCCAAAGUCUACCCCUGUUUGUGCUCUCUCUGCUGCAUCAGUUGAAGAGCCGUCUCUUUUCGCGAAUCUUCGUCCAGAUUGCAAACCAAUUGCAAGUAAAUCGAGACGCUUUAGUAAGGAAGAUCACGAUUUUAUACAACAGGAGGUUAAUCAGCUUCUCUCGGAAGGAAUCAUUGAACCCAGCAAUUCACCUUGGAGAGCACAGGUUGUUGUUGUUAAAGAUCUGUUGAAUAGACACAAGAAGCGGCUCUGCAUAGACUACUCGCAGACCGUUAACCAGUAUACCGAGCUUGACGCCUAUCCUCUACCACGGAUUGAUGAUAUGAUUAACAAUCUUGCUAGCUACAAGUUUUUCUCAACUUUUAAUCUUAAAAGUGCCUAUCAUCAAGUGCCAAUAAAGGAAGCUGAUCAGAAGUAUACUGCCUUCGAAGCCAAUGGAAGACUCGACCACUUCCGACGCGUGCCUUUUGGGGUUACAAAUGGGGUAGCAGUUUUUCAAAGGGCAAUGGAUAAGUUUGUCGAUGAGGAGGGACUCAAAGAUACCUUUCCAUAUUUGGAUAAUAUAACAGUAGCGGGGCGAGACCAAGAAGAGCAUGAUGAAAAUGUCCAGACGUUUCACGAAGCUAUCCGUCGAAGGAAUCUUACCCUCAAUGAAACGAAAUCUGUUGAAUCCAAGUCAUCAAUCAAUUUACGUGGAUAUGGUAUUGGACAUGGUGUAAUUACUCCCGAUCCAGAAAGGCUACGCCCCCUCCAAGAGUUUCCACCACCAGAGAGUGCCCGAACCCUUCAGAGAGUAGUUGGUAUGUUCGCCUAUUAUGCAAAAUGGAUACCCCAUUUUUCUGACAAGAUCAAACCUUUGAUGAAGGCUGUAACAUUCCCACUGGAUUCGGACGCUCUAGCUGCAUUCAAUACUCUCAAGAAAGAAUUUGGGAACGCAGCUCUUCAACACGUAGAUGAGAGCCUUCCGUUUGUGGUCGAGUGCGAUGCCUCGGAAGUGGCGCUCUCUGCUACGUUAAAUCAGGCUGGCCGACCAGUUGCAUUCAUGACGAGGAUGCUCCAUGGCAGUGAAUUACACUAUCCUGCAGUAGAGAAGGAGGCAAUGGCUAUCGUAGAGGCGGUUCGCAAGUGGCAGCAUUUUCUUGCUCGUCGUCAUUUUACUCUGAAAACGGAUCAACGUUCGUUAGCGUUCAUGUUCGACAGCAGAAAAGGAACCAAGAUAAAGAACAAUAAGAUCCAGGCUUGGCGACUCGAGCUUGGUUCCUUCAGCUAUACAGUGGAAUAUCGGCCUGGAAAGGAUAAUGUUACUCCUGAUUCAUUCACACGCGCAUUCUCUGCCUCGAUAUCAUCAAACAACCUCGAAGAAAUCCGUAUUGGGUCGUGUCAUCCCGGUGUAACUCGAAUGUUACACUUC
Messenger RNA from Paramuricea clavata, 3140 nucleotides. NCBI's taxonomy places the organism in Eukaryota, Metazoa, Cnidaria, Anthozoa, Malacalcyonacea, Plexauridae. The record is from the annotation of a GenBank genome assembly.